Messenger RNA from Rotaria socialis, 543 nucleotides. NCBI's taxonomy places the organism in Eukaryota, Metazoa, Rotifera, Eurotatoria, Philodinida, Philodinidae. The record is from the annotation of a GenBank genome assembly.
AUGUUUUUUUUCUAUAUAACUCUUAUUUGUGUUUUCAAACAGUUGUUUGCCAUCGAUCUAUUCAUCUACAAUAGUUUUACUGAGCUUCGCGAAAAUAAGCAUGGUCAAGGCACGUUAACAUAUUCAUUUAAAAAUGACGCAUAUGUCAAUAUCAUUUCUGGAUCAAUCAGUUGGAUUGGAACGCCAUUUAUUCGUCAAGAGUUGUUUAGCACAAGUAGUUCACUCAAAGGCGCUAAAGUUAUUGUUAAAGAAUCAUCUGCAUGCGGUUGUACAACAAUAAAGGCCACAAUUAUCGAUCCAACAUCUAUGCUUCUUCAAAAUGAGCGUACACAAUCUUAUUUUUAUGCUGAUCCUCGUUCAAUUCAAUACGUUUCAACGCCUCUAAAUGAUAAUGGCUAUCAAUUAAAAAUAAUAUUUUCCAAUAAAAAUGAAGCAUACAGUGGAAUUUUGUCAUAUUUAACGACAGGAAUUUAUGACUAUUCGAUUAUGAUGUCAUUCAUUCAUAUGAAGCAAAACCGUUCAUUGAACGACAGAAAUCUAUAA